CUUAAUUUUUAUCAAAACAGUCUUGCACUUGAGUCUCUUGAAAAGAAUCACUCUUGAAUUCAUUCAUUUCGAAGCAGAAAAAAAAAGAAAAAAUUAUUUCAACUAUUAUACACGAAAAGGUUAUGUUUUCUAUUUUCCUUCUUCAACUGUCAAAAUCAGCUGUGGUGACGCUGUAUUGGAUAUUUCAAGAAAAUCAAGCAAAAUAGAGGGAAAUUUCGAAAAAAAAAUGGCUCCUCUGAGUUCUGUCAACACAGGAAAUGCGGAGCUUGAUGAAAAAAUUACGGAAUGGUUCAAAUGGAACAAGGAUUCGAAUGCUGAUGCUAAAAUACAGUCCUUAAUAAAUAAUAAUGAUACGGCAAGUCUAUCGAAAUUGUUUUUGAAGCGACUUGAAUUUGGAACGGCUGGAAUUAGAGGACAAAUGGGUCCUGGAUUUAAUCAAAUGAAUGAUUUAGUAAUUAUUCAAACCAGCCAAGGACUUGCUAAAUAUUUAUUAAACACAAUCGGUAAUCUGGAAAUAAAAGGAGUCAUCUUGGGAUACGACGGAAGACAUAAUAGCAAAAGAUUUGCAGAAUUAACGGCGUCAAUUUUUCUCAAUAAACAAAUAAAAGUUUAUAUGUUCUCGAAAGUAUGUCCAACGCCAUUUAUUCCUUAUGGUGUUUUAAAAUAUAAAUGUGGCGCUGGUGUAAUGAUAACAGCCUCGCACAAUCCUAAAGAAGAUAAUGGCUAUAAAGUUUAUUGGGAGAAUGGUGCACAAAUAAUUUCGCCUCACGAUAAAGGAAUUCAAAAAUGUAUUUUAGAAAAUUUAGAACCACUCGAUUCAUCAUGGAAUACAAAGGAAAUUUAUCAGCAUUCAUUAUUUAAUGAUCCAUUGAAUGAAGUUUUAAAAGAUUAUUACAAUGAUCUCAAGGAUGAUGUUUUGUAUCCAAAUAUUAAUGAAAAGACAAAUAUUAAAUUCACUUAUACCGCGAUGCAUGGCGUUGGAUUUGAUUAUAUGUCAAGGGCAUUUGAAACUGCAAGUUUUAAGCCGUUUAUCGUGGUUGAAGAGCAAAAAGAUCCUGAUCCUGAGUUUUCGACAGUGAAAUUUCCCAAUCCUGAGGAAGGAAAAAGCGCAUUGAAUUUGAGUAUCGAGACUGCGAAUCGAAAUGGCUCGACAAUUAUUUUGGCUAAUGAUCCUGACGCUGAUCGAUUGGCGUGUGCUGUCAAAGGAGAAAACAACGAGUGGCAAAUUUUUACUGGCAAUGAACUUGGAGCACUUUUGGGAUGGUGGAUGAUGCAUGUUUAUAAAGUUCGAUAUCCGGGCAAUAAUUUAGCUGAAGCUUAUAUGAUGGCCUCGACGGUAUCGAGCAAAAUCCUCCAAUCGAUGGGCAAAAAGGAAGGAUUUCAAUUUGAAGAAACUUUAACGGGCUUCAAAUGGAUGGGUAACAAGUCAAUUGAUCUGAUGAUGGAGGGAAAACAUAUUCUUUUUGCUUUCGAGGAGGCAAUUGGUUUUAUGUGCGGUUCAAGAGUUCUUGACAAAGACGGUAUUAGUGCGGGAAUUCGAAUUGCCGAAAUGGCCGCCUAUCUUGAAACAAUGAAUCUUACGUUACGUGAAAAAUUAAAUGAAAUUUACACUGAGUACGGUCAACAUAUCAGCGAGAAUUCCUAUUGGAUUUGCCACGAGCAGGAGACUAUUAAAUCUAUAUUCGAGAGACUGAGAAAUUAUAGCGGAAAACCAAAUACUUAUCCAACAAGUAUUUUGAGUGGAAAAUAUCCUGUAGUUGGCGUGAGAGAUUUAACGACUGGUUACGAUAAUUCGAAACCUGACGAUAAAGCAAUUUUGCCUACCUCGAAAUCCAGUCAAAUGAUCACGUUCUCCUUCAAAAAUGGCCUUGUUACAACAUUAAGGACAAGUGGCACUGAGCCAAAAAUCAAAUACUACAGUGAACUCUGUGCAACUCCAGAUCAACAGGAUUUAAAAGCUUUAAGAAGUACAUUAAAGGAGAUGGUCGACGCUAUUGUGACGGAAUUCCUUCAACCGGAAUUAAAUUGUUUGAUACCUCGCAGUGAUUAAAAAUUAUCAGUCAGGAAGAUAAUUUCAUUUAUUCUUUUCAAUUCAAUGAGAGUAAAAAAUUCUCUCACGGCUAGUGAGAUUUUUCAUGUGAAAAUGAAAUCAUUUUUUUUAAAAAUAUUUUCCUAUUUUUUUAAAUGUUGCUCAUACUUUCAUAUAAUUACUUUUUUCAUAACUUGUAUAUGUAAUACGAUAAAUAAAAUUCUCCAAAUUGUGAGAAUA
Leptopilina heterotoma is the source of this 2269-nucleotide messenger RNA. RefSeq names its product glucose 1,6-bisphosphate synthase (gene Pgm2a). Gene Ontology annotation, molecular function: magnesium ion binding; phosphopentomutase activity. The record is from RefSeq and is a predicted model, not a curated record. Lineage: Eukaryota; Metazoa; Arthropoda; Insecta; Hymenoptera; Figitidae. The transcript has 10 exons. The coding region runs from base 227 to 2050 and encodes 607 amino acids. Gene Ontology annotation, biological process: carbohydrate metabolic process; purine ribonucleoside salvage.